UUUUCGUGCCAUUCCCAUUCCUUUACACUUCCACCCCCUCACAUUAUUAUCCUUACUAUUAUCAACAGAGCAAGUUGCUGUGACCAUGGCAGACAGCAUCUACACCGCUGUCUAUUCUGGAGUGCCUGUGUAUGAGCUAAUGUGCCGCGGCAUUGCAGUCAUGCGGCGUAAGGAAGACUCUUACUUGAAUGCUACCCAGAUUCUUAAGGUCGCUGGGAUAGAGAAGGGAAAGCGUACGAAAAUCCUAGAACGGGAAGUGCUCCCUGGCGAACAUGAAAAAGUUCAAGGAGGUUACGGCAAGUACCAAGGAACCUGGGUGCCAUUUAAGAGGGGAAAGGAGUUGGCAAAGCAAUACCAAGUGGAACCCUAUUUACGCGGAUUGUUUGAAUAUGAAAUUCCUCCUGGAGAAUCUGACACAGUGACCCCUACAAAGGAGAUGGUGCAUGCGGCACAAAGGGCUAAGGACGGCCCAAAGCAGAAAAAGAAUUCUGGAUCACCUAGAAUGAGUCCCGCAGUCAAACAUAGUCGAAGCGGUUCAGCCAUGCCCUCAGGAUCAGCAGGGUCGCAAACAUUCCAUAAUGGUCCUUCCAUGACACCGUCUCCUCUGCAUCCUUCUUUUAAUGCACCCUCUCCUUCAAUUCCACCCUCACCACAGUGGCACACGGAACAUCCGCCCAGAAAAAGGCUACGAACAAAUAACUCACCACCACCACUACACGAGUUUGAUGAUGAAGGGCCUUCCAAAUCCACACCAAAUCAUUUCUUGUCGUUGGAGCAGCAUUAUCCUCAUUCACAGCGGCAGUACCCGUCUAAUCAUCCCUAUCGCCCCUAUCAUGGAGAUCCAUAUAGUGAAAUGGAAUAUGAGCGCCAAGAACGUGGAUUGAUACCUUAUAUAGAUCAUCCAGUUGACGAGAUACCACUUGAAGGAACUGAAAAGUAUCGAACGAUUAUGAUGAGUAUUUUUUUAAACGACGACCAAGAUCAAAUUCCGGACAUCCUAGCAGACCCAAUUUCACCACCAGAUUUUGAUAUUAACCUGGUGAUCGAUGAUCAAGGCCAUACUGCACUGCAUUGGGCUGCGGCGCUGGCGAGGAUAUCAAUACUGGACCUUCUUGUGCGGAAGCAAGUGGAUAUACGUCGGGUCAACUAUAAUGGUGAAUCAGCUUUGAUCCGCGCAGUCUUGGUUACCAAUAACUAUGACAAACAAUCGUUCCCUCAUGUACUCAGCUUGCUGUAUACAGCCAUACCGCUAAUUGAUCGUAAAAAUCGGACUAUACUUCAUCAUAUUGCUGUUCAUGGAGGAAUUCGUGGCAGGGAGGCGAGUGCUAGAUAUUACAUGGGUUGCUUAUUUGAAUGGAUUGCACGGCAUGGAGGCGAUUUCGCAUCAAUUGUCGACAUCCAAGAUAAAAAUGGCGAUACGGCGUUGACGAUCGCUGCCAGAGUUGGGGAUCGCUAUCUGACCAAGAUGUUGCUUGAUGUUGGCGCUAACCGUGAGAUAGAGAACAAGGUUGGACUGAGAGCAGGAGAUUUUGGCAUAGAGGAGCUGUCGGAACUGUCCGGUCCACCGCCUCCAGCACGUCCCAUCAUUCCUGCUUCCGACAUGGACACUGAAGAAAGUUCAAAGACUGGCAAGAGAGGCAGGGACUUAAUGAAUGUCGUUCAAAAGAUGGUAGAUGAGCUGGAUCUGGAAUUUUCGCAUGAAAUCAUGACUAGACAAAGUCAGCUCCAAGAUACUCAAACUCUUUUACGAAAUGCGACGAGCGAGCUUUCGGAAAUGAGGCGGACACUUAAGAAUUGUAGAACCCAAGCACAACAAUUGACGGAAGCGCAGCAAAAAAUCAAAAAUCUGGAGCUUUCAUUAGAAGAGGAAUCUCAAAAAACACGUAGUCAAAAUGGAUAUUCGAGCGCAUUGCGACAAAAAGAUAACACUAGUGAUGAUAUUGAUCAGUAUCUCUCAGUUCCCACGAUAUCAGCUUCCACUGCUGUUGACAAAGAAGAAAAAGAGGAAGAUGCCUCUACGGGGGAAAAAAAUUAUGGAUCGAAUGACUACCAAGAUAGAGAGGCGAAGGCGCGUGAAGAAGUACUCCAGUUGCGUGCUCGAAUUUCGGCCUACGAGCAGAAUGAAAAAGAGCUCGCGCAAGAACUGGAAUCGAUCAAGGAUCAGUCGCUAGAUAAGGAGCUUCAAUGCCGCAAAGUCAUUUCUGUGUGCUGUAACAUUCCAAUUGAAAAAGUGGAUGAAAUGCUUGUACCACUCACGUUAGCGGUUGAGAGCGAUGGGGCAAGUUUAGAUCUUUCGAGGGUUGCAGGAUUUAUGAGUAAAGCCAAGCAACAGGAUGCAGUUGCCUUGGCUCAAAAGGCGUCAGGGACUACGGCACCCAAGCCAUUGUAAAUAGUCACCAUCAUUUCAACUAGCUUAACAUUUAAUAGUAAUCAUCAUCAUUAUUCAACUUCCCACAUGGUGGAUCCAAUACAUAUAUUACUGCUGCC
This is a messenger RNA of Lobosporangium transversale, 2487 nucleotides long. RefSeq lists its product as hypothetical. The record is from RefSeq and is a predicted model, not a curated record. The transcript has 4 exons. Lineage: Eukaryota; Fungi; Mortierellomycota; Mortierellomycetes; Mortierellales; Mortierellaceae. Gene Ontology annotation, molecular function: DNA binding; transcription regulator activity; protein binding. The coding region runs from base 86 to 2389 and encodes 767 amino acids. Gene Ontology annotation, cellular component: SBF transcription complex; MBF transcription complex.